AUGAUGUAUAAUCGAAGGCAGCACAAUAUGCAGUAUUGCGGAAAAUUCAACUACGGCCAAUUGUCUUCACCGGAAAAUGGUCAAAACCAUCACACCUACGUGCAGUAUGUCGAUUCCGAUAUGUACGCCGGGGGCCAAGGACAAACGCAAAUGAGCUACCCCCUGUACGCGGUCGGUGAUUACAGUUCCUCCGGUGGACAGCAGUAUUACGGUGCCGGCGGCAGUGGUGGCAAUACCGGCAGUGGAAGCGCAAACACCGGAAGUGGCAAUUACAGUGCCUCAUCGGGCAGUUCACAUUCAUCGAGCGGAACUGGCGGCGGCGGCGGUGGCGGCGGUGGCGGUGGUGGUGCUGGAUCAAACGGUUCUUCCGGAGGCGGAGGCAGCGGUAACAGCGGGGGAGGAAACGGCAGCGCCAAUCAACAGUACAUUGUACCGGUGGAUGAAGCCACACUGCUCGGGACUGCGGCCACAAACGGAGCCCACCAGCGCGAUUCACCGCAAGCCAUGACGGAUGUUGCUUCGUACAUACAGUCGCACCAGGUGUCGCACCAUUCCAACUCGACGACGCCUACGCCGGAUGUGGAUCCGACACCGAGCCUGAGCCAUGCGACGCGAGUUUCACCAGCGACGGAAACACAUGGCUGA
This is a messenger RNA of Aedes albopictus (Asian tiger mosquito), 645 nucleotides long. Its product is annotated as loricrin-like. The record is from RefSeq and is a predicted model, not a curated record. NCBI's taxonomy places the organism in Eukaryota, Metazoa, Arthropoda, Insecta, Diptera, Culicidae. The coding region runs from base 1 to 645 and encodes 214 amino acids. The transcript is spliced from 5 exons.